Messenger RNA from Bipolaris maydis ATCC 48331, 774 nucleotides. RefSeq lists its product as uncharacterized. The record is from RefSeq and is a predicted model, not a curated record. Gene Ontology annotation, biological process: mycotoxin biosynthetic process. NCBI's taxonomy places the organism in Eukaryota, Fungi, Ascomycota, Dothideomycetes, Pleosporales, Pleosporaceae.
AUGGCAACCUGUAUGAUCUGCUUCACAGCAGUCUUUUCUGCUGCAUUUGGAGGGUUGAUAGUCAAGCUGCAACAACCAGAUGCUGACGCUUUCUGCGCAAGGCUUACUUCAAUGUACUCACCUAUAGUGCACGACGUCGGUAUUACCUACCAGCAGUUACAGUUCAACAGCUCACUUUUGGCGUCUAAUCCAUAUCGGUUAGACGCAGGUCCUGAAGUCGAUGCAGCGUGGAAGUCCUUGGGUGUAGACUACCACGCGGUGAGAGUACCGACAAAUGAGGCACAGCAAUCUGGCCUUGCACUCGAUCAAGUCCAGAUCAAGGAAGAGUAUGGCGGUGGAUACCCCGCGCACGUAGAAGGGCUGCACCAUCUACAUUGCUUGAACUUGUUGCGCAAAUCUCUAGCCUGGAACAUCGAUUACUAUCACAAGCAAGGCCUUGGGCCUUUCUCCAACGACGCGAGUAUCCUAAAACAUCACACCACACAUUGCCUCGAUAUCCUGCGACAGCAACUCAUGUGUGUCACGGAUGUCGGAGUUCUUGGCCAGGUGUGGUACCAGCCGCCUGGGAAACCGUUACAAGCAUUUGUCGAUUUCAACACCGUCCACACAUGCCGUAACUUCGAUGCAAUUCGAGACUGGGCGGAGAAGCAUCAGUUGCCAGAUGUGGAAAAGACCCCGGCCAAUUUUCUCGCUUUACCCAAGGAGGGCGAUCGGAUUUACCACGAAGUCCCUUAGAGUAAAUACAUGGUUCGAUAGUGAUGUGUACAGCAACAC